AUGAUCGAUGAACAAGUUGUUUUGACAUUACCUGAUACACAAAACGCGGAUUCAGUAUUUUUGACUCAAUCACAAGAAUUAUCACAGAAAAAGAAUAUGACGGUAUGGGGAAGAUUAUGUCCAAUUAAGUUACCCUUUAAAACAGUGGAAAUGACCAAAAAUAUAUAUACACUUGGUCGUUCAGAGAGCUGUGAUAUUGCAGUCACUAAAAAUGAGUUAAAGCCAAAGUGGCUUAGUGUAAUGAGUAAAGUACAUUUCAGAAUAACUAGAGAAUUUAUUAAUAGUACUAAUGAUGCUGUAGUUUAUUUAGAAGAUUUAAGUCAAAAUGGGACUUUUAUUAAUAAAGAAAAAAUAGGACGUGGGAACAAAGUAGUAAUUGAAAGUAAUGAUGUUAUAUCUUUAGCACAACCAAUAGUUACUGUUUAUGUAUUCAUGAGCACAAUAGCAUUUGAAAAUAAUGACUUACCAUUAGAACUCAAGAAUAAAUAUGCAGUUUCACGUAGAUUAGGAUCUGGGGCAUGUGGGGAGGUGAAAAUGGUUUUUUCUAAAGUUGGCUGUAAAAAAUUUGCCAUGAAAACUAUCAUGAAAAUGGGUACUGCAACAAAUGGUCAGAAACAUCCAUUAAAUGAUCCAGACAAGAUCUUAAAUGAAGUUAAAAUAUUAAAAGCUCUGCAACAUCCUUGUAUAAUUAAAAUGGAAGAAAUUGUGGAUACUCCAAGAGCAGUGUACAUAGUUCUGGAAUUAAUGGAAGGUGGUGAACUUUUUGAAAGAAUAAAAAGCAGAGGCAAAUUGGGAGAAAAACAUGCCAAAUUAAUCUUUUAUCAAGUUGUAUUAGCUGUUAAUUAUCUUCAUGACUCUGGUAUAACUCAUAGAGAUUUAAAGCCAGAAAACAUAUUAUUAGCUUGUAAUUCGGAUAUUACAUUAGCGAAAGUAUCUGACUUCGGUUUAUCAAAAUUAGUUGAUGCACAAACUAUGAUGAAAACUUUUUGUGGAACUCCGAUGUAUGUUGCACCCGAAAUAUUAUCUACCAUAGGACGUGGUUCUUACACGAAUCAAGUAGAUGUUUGGAGCUUAGGAGUAAUAUUAUAUGCUUGUUUAAGUGGCUCAGUUCCCUUUAAUGCCCAAAAUAAAAAUAUCAGUUUGCAGGAACAAAUAAAAAGAGGAUAUUAUAGUUUUCCUGUUUCCAAAUUUGGUGACGUUACUGAAAAAGCUAUAGACUUGAUUAAGAGAAUGAUGACGACGAAUCCGAGGAAACGUAUAACAAUAAAGCAAGUAUUGUUACAUCCUUGGUUACAAGAUCGUGAACUUCGAGAUACCGUGGAUACAUUAAUUUUAAAAGAACAUAAUGAAAAUAUAGCACCUGAAAAUAAUUUCGCUAAUAUCCAGCGUAAAAAUGAACAGUGUCAAAGUUUAAUAAAACGUCCACGAUUGGAAUUAUAAGUAUAAAUAUAUAAGAUUAAGUAAUAUACAAUUGAUGAGCUGCCAUUUUGAAGUUAAUUAUUACAGGUUGAUUUCAGUAAAUAAAAUGAUAAAGUUUUUCAUUUUUGUAAAGGAAUCUGUUCCAAAGGAUGUUAUUCAAAUUAUGUGAGCUCUAAUUUAUUUGUUACACGUAUGUUUUUUAUUACACAGAAAUUAAUAUAAAAUCAGAAAUAACAUACUCUACUAUAAUUCUUUAGAUUAAUUGAUAGUGAUAUGAAAUGUUAUUACAGUUUAAACUGAUUUAAUUUACUAAUGCAGUUAUGGUAUUGAUAAAAUUAAGUCUUAUUGAUUGUAAAGAUAUUUAGUAAAAAGAAGUAUGGAUGUAUACCUAAAUGUUGUUCAAAUAGUUAUUUAAAAAGAAUUAUUUUUGUACCUCACAUUCUCGAUCGCUGACAGUAUUAAACGUUUGUUAAAUAUAUAUGUGAAUAUGUGUGAUGUUUUUCUACGGAAAGUUAGUAUGAUAAAAGUAGCAAUCUCCGUGUCAGGAAAAUGACUAUUGCGAUAAUUUGUUUACUUAAAACAAACAAGAUCUUGUACAGAAUAAGAAAAAUAAAUAUAUAUACAAUGACAAA
Osmia lignaria (orchard mason bee) is the source of this 2051-nucleotide messenger RNA. Its product is annotated as ovarian-specific serine/threonine-protein kinase Lok. Gene Ontology annotation, biological process: protein phosphorylation. The record is from RefSeq and is a predicted model, not a curated record. Gene Ontology annotation, molecular function: protein kinase activity; ATP binding; protein binding. Lineage: Eukaryota; Metazoa; Arthropoda; Insecta; Hymenoptera; Megachilidae.